Molecule: messenger RNA, 3296 nt
Organism: Bombyx mandarina (wild silkworm)
Lineage: Eukaryota; Metazoa; Arthropoda; Insecta; Lepidoptera; Bombycidae
Biological process (GO): lipid catabolic process
Molecular function (GO): lipase activity
Source: RefSeq, a predicted model, not a curated record
UGUAACAGGCUCGUUCGGAGUCGGUUACUUUUCUCUUUAGUUUCUCUGUACGGUCGCCCGCGCAGUCGUCAACGCGUAUUGAGCCGCGCCGCACGCUCAAACCUUCUAUAAGAUUCUACGGCCACAUAAAAUUUCGGUGUGAAACGAAUGCUCGAACGACGAGCAUUGUGCCUGUGCAACUGAUACUACGGUAGAAAGUUAAAACGAGUUGUCUGGGUGAACAAUCGUUUGUGGCGGCCCAUUCGAACAACGUCGACUUUCGUGUGAAACUGUGAGGUUAUCGUGGAUGCCGGGCCGCAUGGAUGGCGACGCACGUCUGGCGGUCGCUCGCCUUACUGAUCACUCUCCUCACAUAUGUCCUUGCUAAGUACGCAGAAUUAGAGGCAUGGCGUGGAGCAGGACGCCCGGCCACGGCUGCCCAAGAGGCCGAGGAUGAGCGCCGAGACGCCGACAUCCUUGCCGCCGUGAAGGCCUCCAUGCAGGAAUGGGAACGCAAAAGGGCUCGAACUAGAACGAAGAGGUCACAAGGGAGCGUGUGUUAUGGAGAAUUCGGCUGCUUCGAAGAUGCAGGACCUUUCGCGUACUUGGAGACCUUGCCCAGUUCCCCGCAAGAGGUCAACACACAUUUCUUGAUGUACUCCACGGUCAGCAGAGGCGACCAACCGCUUUUGGCAGUUUCCGCCGGCAACAUGUCAGCGGCAUGGGGCUGGGCUGAACGGGCCUUCGAUCCUGACAGACCCACCAGAAUCAUAGUACAUGGCUUCGGCUCGAACUGCGAUAACGUAUGGGUUUACGAAAUGAGGAGCGCGUUAAUGGCAGUUGAAGAAUGCAACGUCGUUUGUGUGGAUUGGGAAGGUGGAGCCUCGAUGCCUAAUUAUCUGCGAGCAGCCGCCAAUACGAGACUUGUGGGGAAACAGCUGGCCAUGCUAUUGCAAGGUUUGGCGAAGCACAUCGACAUGAGGUUUGAAGACGUCCAUCUGAUCGGGUUUAGUUUAGGAGCUCACGUCGCAGGUUUCGCUGGUUCUGAGUUGCGCAACAUCAGCCGCAUAACUGGUUUGGACCCAGCCGGUCCUCUGUUCGAAUUCCAGGAUCCACGAGCACGGUUAGACCAGAACGACGCUAAAUUCGUUGACGUCAUUCAUUCGAAUGGAGAAACCCUCAUAUUCGGUGGUCUGGGAGCCGCUCAACCCCUGGGUCACGUAGAUUUUUAUCCAAACGGUGGAAGAGUACAACACGGAUGUUCUAACUUAUUUGUCGGAGCAGUAUCAGAUCUGGUAUUGCCAUGGGCGGCGGCGUCACCCGAAGGUCGAUCCCUGUGCAACCACCGCAGGGCGUACAAAUUCUUCACCGACUCCGUUUCACCGAAGUGUCACUUCCCAGCGUUUCCGUGCAACAACUAUGACUCUUUCUUAGAGGGUCGUUGUUUCCCUUGCGACGCAUCAAGACGCUGCGGUAACAUGGGCUACUACGCUGACAGGUCGUUGGGUAGAGGACAACUCUAUCUGCUAACCAGAGAAGAAGAACCAUUUUGUGCCCAUCAAUACCAUUUGGGGCUAUGGACCAGUAUUGACACCAAUGAGAAGCCCACUUAUGGACGAGUUACCGUCACGCUACACGGAGACUCGGGCCUUAAUGAAUCAUUCCCAAUGAACAAACGAGAGGAUUCAGUGGAGGGUGUGCGUUUCUCGCGCGUGAUCGUCCCGCACCCCGCGCUGGGCGUGCCGCUCCGCGCGUCCGUGCACUACGGCGCCUACUCCGGCUGGCUCAGCGCAGGCGCCAAGGCCGUCAACUUACACAAGCUUCUCAUCACCGACAGCUUCGCUAAGACAUCGUCCUUCUGUAAGAAAGGUAUGCGACUGCUUUCCGAAGAAACAAUCGAACUACCACUGUUUCCUGGCAACUGCGAACUGCCUCCAGACACCGUUAACGAAACUAGCACAAAUGAGAAUAUAGCCGUCGGCGACAACUCCACAAAGCCGGAGAGAUCCGUCGAUCCAAUUGACAACGAGCUGCCCGAGGAUCCACCGCAGCGACCCUUCACGCUCGUCGACACGUACGAGUGGACCGGCGACGUCGCAGAGAACACCGGCCGCGCAUUCGGCAUGACCAAUACUAAGACCGCACCCGGCGGCGCUGUGGAGAUAGCCGAGCCCGUACUGCGGCCGCGGCCACGAAAAACGCCGCGACAACGUUCCGACAUGCCAGUCGAACAAGAAAUACUAGAACCCUUACUGAGGCCGACACAAGCCCCCAAAAUCCAACCUCCGAUUAGAAAAGCCAAGAACUACGAUAUGUCAACGACGCCCGCUUACGAGUCAAUGGCGUGGGGCGAUAGAACUGAAAAAGCGGAAACCGGCUUUGUCGUUCAGUUCUUGCCGACCAGACUCGCGUCGCUCAUUACGAGGGCUGAGCGAUAUGCUCGUGACACGCUUCUGCCUCUGGUGUCGGCUUACGCUCCUCGACUGCCAAUAUUCGGAACUCGCGAAGUGUCCAAAGUUACAACGAAGUACAUACCGACGGAAGACCUGAACACGACAAGUCCGAUUCCAGUUCCAACUCCAACUUUGGAGAUGAAGAUAGAGACCCUCAAGACGAUGGGUCCGCCGGGAGGGAAACGAGAUAUCGAGACACCAGAUGACCCUGACGUGGCGGUGAUCUCUACGACGACCACGACGGUCACUCCGCCCACAACCGUUGUAUCGGAAAUAUUACGAGCCGCUCCCACAGAGAUGCUUCAGGUGGUUCAAGGUCCGUCGAUAUCGACCAGCACGGCUCUACCGCCGGUGGCACUUCGAAGCGACGGCGAGAAAAUCGUUAUAGUAUAUCCGAGUAACGUGAGGGACGAGCGCAAGAUUCGUUCGCACUCGUAUCCUGAGGAGAUGCAGUUCGAGGCUCUGUACCACCACACGGCCGCGCCCAAAGACCUGCGGGUCGACCUGCCUACCUUUACCCCUCCCACGUCGACGGCAGCCCCCAGUUCGACUACGACAGUGACAAAGUAGUUACCCGUAGGACAAACGUCUUCAUGACGUGUAAUUUAAGUAGUCAUAUAGGUACACAUUUGUAAAUUAUUUCCUUGUAAAUAUCAUGGACAAUAUCAAAUCGGCGUUUUGUUAAAACAUAUUUAAUUGUUAUUGAUUUUGUUACUUAAGAGUCAUAAUGCCAAUUGUUCAGUAUAAACAACGUUGACUGAAUAUGCCUGAACAGUAAAAAACCAUUAUGUAAAUAACGAUUGUGACAAAUUUAGAAUAGGUGACGUUUUGUAUGAAUAAAAAAAAACUUAUUUAUUACACAAA